This is a messenger RNA of Silurus meridionalis, 1255 nucleotides long. It is a transcript of the gene aicda, whose product is annotated as activation-induced cytidine deaminase. The transcript is spliced from 8 exons. Gene Ontology annotation, molecular function: RNA binding; zinc ion binding; cytidine deaminase activity. Gene Ontology annotation, cellular component: cytoplasm; nucleus. The record is from RefSeq and is a predicted model, not a curated record. The coding region runs from base 187 to 1173 and encodes 328 amino acids. Lineage: Eukaryota; Metazoa; Chordata; Actinopteri; Siluriformes; Siluridae. Gene Ontology annotation, biological process: cytidine to uridine editing.
AGGCGUUUCUUUUCUUUUCCUCCCUCGCCAGGUAGAGAAACGCAGCCCGUGGUUCUGCUGAGGCGAAUCGAGCGACUAUACAUGUCAACACGGCUAAACGAAAGAACGACAUACAAAAGCAUGCUGUUUGUUUGACAAUGCAUGUUGCAGGCUUUGUGCUUGCCUAUUAAACAGCAUUAAGUGAGCAUGUAUGCAUUUGAAGUUGAGCAUGCGGUUAUGUCUUUUACCUUAACCGCACACAUUGAAAAAUUUGUCUCACCUACUACCUCAUUCACCACCGGAUGUUUGUACAGUUAUGCGCAUGUGAUGAAUUCACUAGGACCGUAUUGCACAAUUCUGGACUUUGCUAUGAACGUCAAAGAACUUCGAUUGAACCAGACACGGCUUCAGGAUGGACAUCCAUUUUCCCUGUUUGCUGAUGAUGGCCUUUACAUUGUUCCAUGGUACCUGGAAUAUUUUGGAAAUUGUUUUAUAUGCCGUUUUCAAAACUCUCACUCAUUUUUGCAUGACUCAACCACUGAGCUGGUUUCAUCUUUCGGAAUGAUGAGCAAGCUGGACAGUGUGCUGCUGACUCAGAGGAAGUUUAUUUAUCACUAUAAGAACGUACGCUGGGCACGUGGGAGAAACGAGACCUACCUCUGUUUUGUUGUCAAGAGACGCAACAGUCCCGACUCGCUCUCCUUCGACUUUGGACACCUGCGCAAUCGCUCUGGCUGCCAUGUGGAGCUUCUUUUCCUGAGCUAUCUUGGGGUACUGUGCCCCGGUUUCUUGGGUUCUGGUGUGGACGGUGUACGGGUGGCAUAUGCCAUUACUUGGUUCUGUUCCUGGUCACCCUGUUCAAACUGCGCCCAUCGCCUUUCGCGCUUCAUGUCUCAGAUGCCCAACCUGCGGCUGCGCAUCUUUGUCUCACGCCUUUACUUCUGUGACCAGGAGGACAGUCAAGAGAGAGAGGGACUCCGAUGCUUGCAAAGGGCUGGCGUGCAAGUGACUGUCAUGACCUAUAAAGAUUUUUUCUACUGUUGGCAAACCUUUGUGGCUCGUAAUCAAAGAGCGUUCAAGGCUUGGGAUGGCCUUCACCAGAACUCUACCAGAUUGUCCCGGAAACUUCACCGAAUACUGCAGCCUAGUGACUGUGAAGACCUGAGGGAUGGCUUCGCUCUGCUGGGGCUUUAAAUGACCAAGAGUUUACUUGACAAUGAAUUAUGGUGCUAAUGUUAUGAGAAAAGAAAUUCCUGAGACUUGAAUCACUGAAACA